Talaromyces atroroseus is the source of this 678-nucleotide messenger RNA. RefSeq lists its product as hypothetical. The coding region runs from base 1 to 678 and encodes 225 amino acids. Lineage: Eukaryota; Fungi; Ascomycota; Eurotiomycetes; Eurotiales; Trichocomaceae. The record is from RefSeq and is a predicted model, not a curated record. The transcript has 2 exons.
AUGGGCAUCAUCGGCCGCGUGCUCAAAUUGACAACCUACGGCGGCGUCGCCACCCUCGGCGCACACUUCGUAUGGACUCGCAACAGCACCGUCGAGCCUCUCCCGGCCACAGACUACCUCUUUACGUCACCGUCGUUCAAGAAGUUUAACCCGAAUCAGAACGCCGUGUUGAGCGACGUUUGUGUACGGAGAGUGCCCUUGUCGCAUAUCGAUCCCCUGCUGCUCGAAAAGAAAGGCAAACUGGCCGAGGCGUUUUGUGCGGGUGUGUGGGGAGGUCUGGGAUACGCUUUCCAACGCCAAUAUCUUGCCAAAAAAUAUCAGGGCCCCUCUACGGCUCACCAACUCUGGUCAACCCAUUCGCUGCUGACAUCAACUUAUGAAGUCGGCACUGAAAUCACCGAUCAUUUCCAGGUACUCGAGAAGACUGAAAAUAGGAUUGUGGUACGCUGCGGUGAUUCGCCCUUGAAACGCGAUGUUCGGGAAUCCGAUGGACUUUUUGAAAUGUCAGUUGACGUCAAGAAAGAAGAAGGCGUCGCCGUUUUUCACUUGAAGUCUAUCUUUUACAAUGGCCUUUCCGGUACAAAGGAAGGCACAGUCAUGCCGUAUCACAUAGAGUUGCUGCAUCGGGAAUAUGCCAAAAUAUGGAUGGAAAGUGCGCUGCGCAAUGUCUAUGCUUAG